AUGAGUCCUGCAAACGGCUCUCUGGUGACCGAAUUCAUUCUGAUGGGCCUGACAGACCAGCCUGACCUCCAGAUGCCCCUCUUCUUCCUGUUUCUAGGCAUGUACACGGUCACUGCGCUGGGAAAUUUAGGUUUGAUCAUGCUAGUUGUGUUGACACCACACCUUCACACCCCCAUGUACUUUUUCCUUUUUAACUUAUCCUUCAUAGACCUCUGCUACUCUUCGGUAAUUACACCCAAAAUGCUUGCGAACUUCAUAUUGAGGAAGAAUGUUAUUUCUUACAAGGGCUGCAUGACACAGCUCUACUUUUUUUGUUUCUUUGCCAUUUCUGAAUGUUACGUGCUGACAUCCAUGGCGUAUGAUCGCUAUGUGGCCAUCUGCAAUCCCCUCCUGUACAGCACCACCAUGUCUCCGAAAGUCUGCUCCUACCUUGUACUUGCUUCCUACCUGGUGGCAUUUUUUUGUGCCAUGGCUCACACUGGGUGUGUCCUGAGACUGACUUUCUGUGAUGCAAACACCAUUCACCACUUUUUCUGUGAUCUCCUUCCUUUGCUACAACUCUCCUGUACCAACACCUAUGUCAACCAGAUAGAGAUUUUCAUUGUCGGGGGCAAAGACAUCGUUGUACCCAGUCUCGUCAUCUUUACCUCUUAUGGUUUCAUCCUCUCCAGCAUCCUCAAAAUCAGGUCCACGGAGGGCAGGUCCAAAGCCUUCAGCACCUGCAGCUCCCACAUCCUUGCCAUCUCUCUAUUCUUUGGAUCCUGUGCCUUUGUGUAUCUCAAACCCUCCACUACUGGGCCCAUGAAUGAAUCAAAAAUCUCUUCUGUGUUCUAUACCAUUGUGGUACCCAUGAUGAACCCCUUAAUCUACAGCUUGAGGAACAAAGAUGUCAAACUUGCCUUGAGUAAAACCCUGAGUAGGAGAAAGUUUUGA
Molecule: messenger RNA, 933 nt
Organism: Perognathus longimembris pacificus (Pacific pocket mouse)
Lineage: Eukaryota; Metazoa; Chordata; Mammalia; Rodentia; Heteromyidae
Product: olfactory receptor 145-like
Exons: 1
Coding region: 1-933 (310 amino acids)
Biological process (GO): sensory perception of smell; G protein-coupled receptor signaling pathway
Cellular component (GO): membrane
Molecular function (GO): olfactory receptor activity; G protein-coupled receptor activity; odorant binding
Source: RefSeq, a predicted model, not a curated record